AUGUCCAGUACCGGUAAGUUUGUGGAUGCCAACCAUGCGUCGAUGCGCAUCGAUAGGGAAUGUCUGCACGAUGCUACAUUUAACGAAAGCGCCGAGGAACAGUUGGAAAAACUGACUCCAGGAGGAUUUCUGCACUACGACUACAGGACGCCGAUGGCGAAGGAAAAACGUCUUCCCGAUCAGUUUCACGUUGUCCAGUGGAAUAUCGAGCGAGGCAUUCAAUGGGAUCGUGUUAAGGACACAUUCCGUGCCCUGAAAGCAGAUAUACUUAUCCUGCAGGAACUGGAUAUCAACUGCCGACGGUCCGGUUAUCGCAAUGUGGCCAAAGAACUGGCAAAGGCCCUAGAAAUGGAGGUUUAUUUUCUCUGCGAGUUUGAGGAGUUGGACUCGACACUUCGCUCCCCGAAAAACGCUGUUGGACCGCUUUCCCAACCGACAUUGCAUUUGGAUAGCAGAAGCGGGAAUUCUGGUGCCGGUGGGAUUUCGGGGCAGCGAAGGGGUCAACGCCAUUUUCAUGGGAAUGCUAUACUUUCCUCUGUCGCCACUCUAAGUAAUGUUACCGCUAUUCCGCAUUAUGUUGGGCUGGACUGGGAGAAGCAUGGUGUUAAGUUGCGGGAGCCACGCUGCGGAUUUCGUUAUUUUAUGCGGUGCUGUAUCAAAAGUUGUGAGCGCGAGAACGUCUCUAUGCCAGACUUAUACUUGUACUCCUGCCAUUUUGAAAUUUUUUGUGGGGUGCUUGGGCGAGCGCGGCAGUUAGUGGACGUGUUGCGUGAUGCUAACGCUUUGCUAAAGGAGAGCGAAGGAAUGGAUCAACAACCCGCGUUCGUUCUUGGUGGCGAUCUCAACACUGUCGUUUACGGCGUUGUGCGGUUGUCUAAAACUGUUGCGAACGAUCGAAUGCGGUUUCUCAGCAUCGGCGAGAAGGAAUCAUGUUGGUUGCAGCGGAAAAUACUUUCGCGGGGUAUGCAGUGGGUUGAUAGCGCCGAACCCGCUUCACAGCUAUCCAAUAUUGUUUCUACCUUACGGAGGUUAUAUAAUCGUGUCAUUAACAGCGAUACCAUGUACCGACUUCUGUAUGGUUUUUCCCCCGAGGAACUGGAGGCGAUGGACAAUAAGAGCCUCUGCUUCUACGAUCCAAGUGAUAAGGUGCGCUCCGUCACCUUGGAUAACCCUGAUUUUUACGGUUUCGUGAAAGGGAAAUUAGACUGGACAUUGCUCAGCAAUGUUCGGGUGCUGCCGCCGGAGCUCCCAGAAGAUAUUGUUCACCGUCUUCAGGAAAGUGGAAGUAUCACCUCGUCAUCCGCGGAAUCUCUUCGAAGCGGGCAACCCGUACCCGAUGGAUAUGUUCUGUUUAAUGAGGACUUCAGUGCUUCAGAUCAUAAGGGCCUAUUGAUACAUUUGAUGCAAAAUCCUGGAAAAUCAACCGAAACGUAUCCUGGAGACACUACCUUUCGUAUAACGCCAGUUUCUAAUGUGAUGUUUCUCUCAUUCUUGUGGAUCACUUUGUGGCUGGUUGUUGCAGUAUUUGCGCGGUCCAUCAUCAACAGAAAUCUUUAA
Trypanosoma brucei brucei TREU927 is the source of this 1557-nucleotide messenger RNA. RefSeq lists its product as hypothetical. Bases 1 to 1557 code for a protein of 518 amino acids. The record is from RefSeq and is a predicted model, not a curated record. The transcript has a single exon. Gene Ontology annotation, molecular function: catalytic activity. Lineage: Eukaryota; Euglenozoa; Kinetoplastea; Trypanosomatida; Trypanosomatidae.